Molecule: messenger RNA, 681 nt
Organism: Prunus persica (peach)
Lineage: Eukaryota; Viridiplantae; Streptophyta; Magnoliopsida; Rosales; Rosaceae
Product: probable inactive leucine-rich repeat receptor-like protein kinase At1g66830
Exons: 4
Coding region: 1-681 (226 amino acids)
Molecular function (GO): protein binding
Source: RefSeq, a predicted model, not a curated record
AUGCGGAAUUACAAAAGCACUUUGGGCCUUGUGAAGAGAAUUGAUCUCUCAAGCAAUAGAUUAACAGGAGAGAUUCCAAGUGAAAUCAUUCAUCUCGUUGAGUUGAGUUCUUUAAACCUUUCAAGAAACCGGUUAACUAGUCAAAUAACUCCAGAGAUUGAAAAAUUGCAGUCAUUGGAUUCUCUUGAUUUGUCAAGAAACCAGAUAGAUGGAAGAAUUCCGACAAGCCUUGCUCGGAUAGAUCGUCUUAGUUUCUUGGACUUGUCAUAUAACAACUUGUGUGGCAAAAUACCAACAGACACUCAGCUCCAAAGCUUUGAUCCCCUUGAUUAUGCUGAAAAUCCUCAACUCUGUGGCCCUCCACUUAAAAAGAUGUGUGCUGAUCAAAAUGAGCCAACUGACUUGAGCAAUGAAGAGGAUAAGGAUGAGUUUAUAACACAGGGAUUUUACAUCAGCAUGGAGAUUGGCUUUGAUCAAGCGGCAACUAAAGCUAGCACAUGCUUAAUGGAUAAGCUCGCGGAGAGGUUAACAUUUUUGCAUGUUCUCUGCAGGUACAUGGGUACAAAAGUCGGUAUUAGUGAUUUAGAUCCACUGAGAUGGCCUGGUUCAAAGUGGCGGAAUCUUCAGGUAGAGUGGGAUGAGCCUCCUGAAACGACCAUUACACUCUGGAUUCUUGGUUAA